AGACGUCUUCCUCUCCAAUUGCACAUGCGCAGUCGUUCGUUCUACUCUAGACAGCUGUAGGAGAAAAUGGCAGCACUCAUGCUAGGGCAGCAGGUCCGCCAGUUCAGCACGUCUGUGGUCAGACCUGCAGCGAAACUGAUUAAGCCUCCGAUUCAGGUGUAUGGAGUGGAGGGCCGCUAUGCCACCGCUCUGUUCUCAGCUGCCAGUAAGCAGAACAAACUGGACCAAGUGGAGCAGGAGCUUGGAAAACUGUCUGCCGCCAUCAAGGAUCCCAAAAUGUCCAGCAUUGUAAUGAAUCCUCACAUAAAGCGCGGCCUCAAGCAGAAAACCUUAAAUGAUGCUCUUGCAAAGGCCAAGGUUUCGCCCCUCAUUAUCAACCUCAUCAAUGUUUUGGCCGACAAUGGUCGUCUCACGCUCACUGGUGAUGUUAUCGCUGCCUUUGGCAAGAUGAUGAGUGCACAGCGUGGGGAGGUCGUCUGCUCCGUCACCACUGCUCAGCCUUUGGAUGAAGUCAAUCUUGCUGAACUGAAAGUAGCUCUCAAGGGCUUUCUUCAGAAGGGUGAAAGUAUCAAGCUGGAAACAAAGUCGGAUCCUUCAAUCCUGGGUGGCAUGAUCGUCUGUAUCGGAGACAAGUAUGUGGACAUGUCCACCAAAACAAAGAUUCAGAAGCUGACCAAGCUCAUCAGGGAAACUUAAGUCCUGUGGACUUAAUUUCGCAAAAGAUUAGAGACGACCAUUGGGUGGAAACGCUGAUAAAUGUAUAUUGCUAUCUGUCCUAGCGCUGCAGUUGCUCCUUCAACCCAGUGUCUUUACCUAAGUUCAUAUGGAUGUUAAUAAAAAGUACAAAAACCCGA
Molecule: messenger RNA, 854 nt
Organism: Plectropomus leopardus (leopard coralgrouper)
Lineage: Eukaryota; Metazoa; Chordata; Actinopteri; Perciformes; Serranidae
Gene: atp5po
Product: ATP synthase peripheral stalk subunit OSCP
Biological process (GO): proton motive force-driven ATP synthesis
Molecular function (GO): proton-transporting ATP synthase activity, rotational mechanism
Source: RefSeq, a predicted model, not a curated record